Messenger RNA from Saccoglossus kowalevskii, 1388 nucleotides. RefSeq lists its product as uncharacterized. Lineage: Eukaryota; Metazoa; Hemichordata; Enteropneusta; Harrimaniidae. The record is from RefSeq and is a predicted model, not a curated record.
CAACGAAGCAAUUCAACAGAAAAGAAGAGCUAUUCUCAAAUUUCUAAAGGAUGAAAUUGCAACCUUUGUUUGAUGAAUAGUGAAUAAGUGAUACAGUCAGGAGUGAAGAGGAAGAUGGAGACAGCAAGCAUGAGGAGGAAAAUAAAGACGAGAAGAUGGAGGAAGAUAAAAACUGGAAGAAAGUGGAAGAUAAAGACAGGAGGAUGGAGGAAAAUGAAGACCGCAAUCCUGAGGAGGAAGGUAAAGGAGAGAAGAUGGAGGAAGAUAAAGAUGGGAUGAUAGGGGAAGAUAAAGGCGGGAAGAUAGAGGAAGAUAAAGACAGGAAGAUAGAGGAAGCUAAAGGCGGGAAUAUGGAGGAAGCUAAAGGCGGGAAUAUGGAGGAAGAUAAAGACGGGAAUAUAGAGGAAGAUAAAGACGGGAAUAUAGAGGAAGAUAAAGACGGGAAUAUGGAGGAAGAUAAAGAUGGGAAUAUAGAGGAAGAUAAAGAUGGGAUGAUAGAGAGAGAUGAAAACGGGAAGAUAGAGGAAACUAAAAGCGGGAAUAUGGAGGAAGAUAAAGACGGGAAUAUAGAGGAAGAUAAAGACGGGAAGAUAGAGGAAGCUAAAGGCGGGAAUAUGGAGGAAGAUAAAGACGGGAAUAUAGAGGAAGAUAAAGAUGGGAUGAUAGAGGAAGAUAAAGAUGGGAUGAUAGAGGAAGCUAAAAGCGGGAAUAUGGAGGAAGAUAAAGGCGGGAAUAUGGAGGAAGAUAAAGAUGGGAUGAUAGAGAGAGAUGAAAGCAGGAAGAUAGAGGAAGCUAAAGGCGGGAAUAUGGAGGAAGCUAAAGGCGGGAAUAUGGAGGAAGAUAAAGACGGGAAUAUAGAGGAAGAUAAAGACGGGAAAAUAGACCAUCAGGAAGAGGAACAACCUCUUAAGAGAAGCAAUGUGAUAGUUGGAGAAAGAAUAGAAGUACUUGCAAAAUUAUCAGUACAAGGAAGUAAAACUAAAUAUUUAGUGAAUAAAAAUGAAUUGAUAAAACAUAUUGAGAAAGAAAAGAUGUCAAAGAAGUGUUUGGCAUCAUUUCUGGGAAAAAGAAAGUGUGUCCUUCCAGAAGACCUUCCACCUCCCAAAAAAAACUGUAGAAGUUUGGUGACAAAAUUCACCAUUCUUCCUGAUGAAGAGGCCAGAGAUGUUAGUAAGGCUUUUCUAACAUCUCUAAUGCAGCAUGUAAAUACUGAGGAUAUUUUUAAAAACCUUAGUCAGGAGGAGAGGAGAGUUACAAAAUCAAGUCUUAAGAAGAUGGCCGAUAACUUUUCAACUUAUGAUGAAGAAUCUACAUUCAGCAUCACGACUCAUACCUUCGGACCACACGCAGCUUGUGGUCUCCUAAAUUUUUUGGAAGAAGGCCUAUAA